AUGGCAUACAACGGAGGAUACGAAGGAGGGCCGGGAGGACGCCAGUAUGGUGGCCAAGCACCACCACCUAGAGGACCGCCGCAGCGAGCAUACACCGCUGGGCCUGGCAUGCCACAACAGCAGUACAAUGCGCCGCCGCCUCAGCAGCACUACGACCAAUACCAAGAAGACUAUGGCUAUGGCGGGGGCUACGAUGACUAUGGGGGUGGCUACGAUCAGGGCUAUGGAGGACACGAUCAAGGUUACGGCGGACAAUAUGAUGACAGAAACUACCAGAGAGGCCCGCCAGCUCAGGAUUACCCUCAGCAAGACUACUAUAAUCCCGGACCCAACGGCCGCGGUGGACCCCCUCCUGGACCUCCUGCUCCCGGUCCCGGUCGAGGUGGACCGCCCAUGCAAGGAGGCCGAGCUGGGCCCGCUGGUCCGAUGCGUCCUCCCGCAGACAACGGCAGGGGGGGUCCUCCAGCUCCCUAUCCGCCGCGUGGUGGCGGCUACCCUCCGGGCCCGGGACGGGGUUAUCCGCCCCAAGGCCCCGGUGGGAGACCAGGUCCUCCGGAUCGAGCUGUAGCUUCAGAUCCCAGCGCGAACCGCCGACCACCCAUGAAUGGCCCCGGUCCUGGUCCCGGUCCCGGCCCUAUGAGUCCUGGCGACCGUGGUUUUGGUGGUGGUAAUUUUCCGCCGCCUCCGGGAGCGCAGCGAAGGCCGGAUAUGGACAAUGAGAGACAGAUGACCGCGCAAAUGGAUGGGAUGAGCCUCUCAGAUCAGAGACUGCCAACAAGGGGGCCUCCUGGGCCUAAUGGACCUGGACCGCAACGAGGACCGAUGCGUCCAGAUACCAGGGAUGGUUAUGGAGGGCCGAUGCGCCCUGAUACUAGAGACGGCUAUGGAGGACCGGGACCUGGAGAACCGGGACCUGGAGGACCGCAAAGGGGACCGCCUCAGCCAUACCGCCCCCAGCAAGAUCUUCAAGAUCAGCGACGAGGCCCUCCUCCUGGCCCUGACUUUGGCCAGCCUGGGGGAUAUCAGGAUGGCGGCUUCGGCCCCCCCGGGCGGAGCAUGACAAUGCCUGCGAGAGAUGAUAUGGGUUUUCAGCCCCCACCGCAGAAUUUCAUGCACCGGAGCGACAGUGCCCCUUACAACGGUCCUGUUGGACGCGCGAUACAAAGACCGAACACGGCUCAAGGUGCGCGAGCGCCACCACAGAGGGUUUACCCGUCUGACAAUGGAGCGCCCCCGUUACCACAAAACAACUAUGACCAAGGGUACGGGAACCGACCAGAUAUGGGUUAUGGAGGCCAACAGCAACAGCAGCAGCCCGGUCCUGUUGAUGAUUACUAUGAAGAUUAUUACGAACCUAAUGGCAACGGCGGAUACCCAGCUCAAAACCCGCCCUCGGCUCAAACAGACGGCCCCAAUUUCGAUGCUAUUCCCCCUCACAGGCAUAAGGACUCUUUUGACCAGCACAUGCAGCCUAAUCAGAUGCAGCACCAAGCCCAGCGUGGACCUGGCCGCCUUCCGGAGAUGUCUAGGGCCAAGUCUCAGCCUGACUUGCGAAAUUCACAGACGGCUGUAUUUGAGAUGGCGAGUGAUAUUCCCCCGAUACCCAUGAUGCCACAACAUACUGGGGGUCCGCGGGGUUCGCUUGAGAGUCAGAAUAGUCUUCACAGGCCGUCUCCUAAUGGCCAGCCAGGACCGCCGCCGCCAGGAGCUGGUAUGCCUCCACACCCAGUACCGUACAGACCCGGGCAGUCUGCGCCCCCUCAAGGACCGUAUAACCCGGAUAAUUUGCCAUCGCAUCCUGCUCCAGUCCGCCCAGGUCAGAUGUCCGGCUCUAUGGUCAACUUGAAUGACAGGCCCCCUCCAGUCAGGAACUACCAGGCUGCUAUGAACAGUAUGCCUGCUCCUCCCCCUCUCAACAACCAACCUGGUCCUCAACCACCGCAGAGCGGUCCUAGUCCGCCGCCGCCUCCCACGAAACCAGUCGAGCCCAAGGUUACUGUGGAAGAACUGGAACACCUGCGGGCCAUUGUCAAAAACGAUUCCAAUGACCAACAGUCUGCUCUUCGGCUUGCUAAGAAACUAGUCGAAGCGUCAGACGUUUUGGUCCCAAAUCUGCCUGACCCCAAGGCUCGAGCUCGCUCUCGGGAUCGCUACCUCGUUGACGCCCACAAGAUUCUUCGCAAGCUUGAGAAGGCUAGCAACCCAGACGCCAUGUUCUUCUUGGCCGACAGCAUCGGCCGCGGGCUGUUCAGCUCCGAGCCCGACCACGCACAUGCCUUCUCGCUCUACCAGUCCGCCGCGAAGCUCGGCCACGCGGCAGCCGCCUACCGCACCGCCGUCUGCUGCGAGAUCGGCAACGACGAAGGCGGCGGCACCCGCAAGGACCCCCUCAAGGCCAUCCAGUGGUACAAGCGCGCCGCCACGCUGGGCGACACGCCCGCCAUGUACAAGGUUGGAAUGAUCCUGCUCAAGGGACUGCUGGGUCAGCCGAAGAACAGGCGGGAGGCCAUCAGCUGGCUCAAGCGGGCCGCCGAGCGCGCCGACACCGAGAACCCGCACGCCCUUCACGAGCUCGCGCUCCUGUACGCCAGCGCCGAGCCCGACGACGUCAUUCUCCGCGACGAGGCGUACGCCUUCAGCCUGUUCAAGCAGGGUGCCGAGCUGGGGUACAAGUUCAGCCAGUUUCGCCUGGGCGCGGCCUAUGAGUACGGCCUGUUCGGCUGCCCGAUCGACCCUCGGUUGUCUAUAAUGUGGUACAGCCGUGCGGCGACCCAGGAGGAGCACCAGAGUGAACUGGCGCUGUCGGGCUGGUACUUCACCGGUAGCGAGGGUGUGUUGCAACAAAAUGAUACGGAGGCGUAUCUGUGGGCAAGAAAGGCUGCUAUGGCCGGACUGGCCAAGGCCGAAUUUGCCAUGGGUUACUUCACGGAGGAGGGUAUCGGUGUGCCGGCCAACCUUGAGGAUGCAAAGAGGUGGUAUUGGAGGGCUGCUGCCCAGGACCACCCCAAAGCCCGUGAGCGUCUAGAGGAGCUUAAGCGAUCAGGGAAGAACGGGCCGAAAAAUCGGGAGAAGAUUUCCCGCAACAGAAAUUCGAGGCAGCAGGAGGGUGAAUGCUUGGUAAUGUAA
Molecule: messenger RNA, 3126 nt
Organism: Neurospora tetraspora
Lineage: Eukaryota; Fungi; Ascomycota; Sordariomycetes; Sordariales; Sordariaceae
Exons: 3
Coding region: 1-3126 (1041 amino acids)
Molecular function (GO): protein binding
Source: RefSeq, a predicted model, not a curated record